AUGAGCAUCAAUCACAAAAAAAAAAUAUUUGAAAAUACUACUCCAAAUUAAUUUAAAAAUACACUUGAGUAUGUAUAGAUUCCAAAGAUUCUAGAACAUUCAUAGAUAUAAUAGAAUAUGUAAUUAAACAGUCAAUUAAGAAACUCAAAUUAAUUAGAUAUAUCAAAAUAAGUAUUAAAUGAACUUCAGAAUUUUACACCUAAUGAUUUAGAGUAGUUUCUAAUAUUGUUUAGAUAACCACAAUAAAUCAAUAUGAAAUUAGAGAAUAGUUAGUUUAAUAAUUAAUCUGGUUAAUAAUAAUAAUAAUAUUAUGAAUAACUUGAAAUAGAAGGGGAAAAAUUAAGAAUUAAAUUAAAGUAAGAUGCUCGUAUAGUUUAGUCAAUUAUUGAAAAACAUACAAAGAUGAAAUCUAAUAAAUAAAGAUGUAUUGAAUAAAUGAAUCAUCUAAUAAAUCAAAUUAAGUAAUCUAAUAAUGUUUCAAGAUAUUCUGAACUCAAUAAAUCAAUAAAAUACAACUUUAAUUAACUUGAAUCAAUUUAAUUAGAAUUAAGAGAUAUUUUAAUGGAUGCAUCUACUUUUGAGAAAGUAAUGUCAGUUUCAGUAUAAUAAUAAUAAAACCAUCAAUAAAAUUAUUAAGGAAGUAAUUUACUAGAUCAAACUAUAGGACAUUCAUCAAAUGAAACAUCUGAAGCUGAAUUCACAUCAUUAUCAUUAUAAAUAUAUUCGUCAAUUGAAAUGCAUGCAAAAGAAUUUGAAUAAACUAUUUCAGAAAAAAAAAGAUUAAUGCAUAUAAGUGAAAAUUAUCUUUAAUAUAAGUAAGCUUGUCAAGGUUUGAUAUAACUAAUCUAAAAAUAUCCUUAAUUUGAAUAGCAAAAAUCUUAGUAAAUGUUAAAGUUAGAAAGCAUUGCUUCAAUUUAUUUUUUUGAUUUCUAAAAAGAGUUGAAUCAUUUGAUUCUACAUUAUACUUAAAUUACUGAAUAGAUUCGAUUAUCUUUAUCUAUUAUUGAUAAGAUGAGAUAUUUAUUGGAAUAGGCAAAGAGUUUGGAUUGUAUUACUGAAUUUUAUUCAAAUAUAUAAAGUUAAUUAACAGGACAAUAAUUAAUUAUGACAACAGGAAAGAAUUUAAAAUUAGCAAAAGCUUACAAAAAAUAAUUUAAGAUACUUAAUAUCAGUAAUUAUCAAUAUUUUCAUUUUAUGAGAUAUAAGAUUUAUAAUAAAUGUCUAAAAGAAUUUGAUUAAUUAUAAUUUGAUAUAAAAACAGCAUAAAAUUUACAAUUAAUUUUAAUGAACUAAAUUAAAAUAUUUAAGAAUUACAUUUCAUUGAAUUAUGUUCAAUUAUUCAAUGAUGUAUUAGUAAAAUUAAAAUAAGAUUUAAAAUAAGAAACUUGGAUAUAUUUAAUCAAUCUUUAUACUGAACUAAAUUAAAAUAAAUAAGAUUUAUUAAUUAUUCUCUAAUAAUUAUAAAAUUUAAAAUAUGAAAAUCUAUCUUUUAUAAAAUUUAAAUCUGUAUUUUAAUUAAUGAUAGAAAAAGAAUUAGAAAAAAUUAAAGAAUUAUAUCCUUAAUUAAAUUAAUAUUUAGAUAUAAAAGACUUUAAGGCAUAAAAAGAUUUUGAGAAAUUUUAUACUUAAUAUAUAUAAUACUAUAAUGAAAUACAUCCAAAAUAGUUAAUCAUAUUAUCUGAUAUUAAUUAAUUUUUAGAAAAUUCAAUUGAUCAAUAAUUAAAUGAUUAAUAACAUUAAUAUUUAAGAUCACUUUAAACUUUAUAACCUAUUAUUAGAUAAUUAAGUAAUAAAAAAAUUAGUGGAAAUUUUAAUGCUAUAAAAGUCUAAUUUGAAGGUUUACUUUAAUUUGAAAUAGAUAUUGUUCAAUUAUAAUCAUCAAUGAAAUCUAUUUUAUAGACAAAUUUUAAUCAUAUUUUAGAUGAUUUUUUAGAUAUUACAAAAAUAAAUAAUAAUAGUUUUUUAUCAUAAUUGAUGGAUUUCAUCUAAAAGAAUAUUAAAAUCAUUUCAGAAAUCAAGAGUUCCUCACUUUAUAAUAUAAAAGAAUAACAACUUCGUUAAUUAUAAUGGAUUUGGAUAUUCUUUGAAUAAUUUGAAAAAUUUAGAUAUACUUUAUAAUCCUUAUUUAAUAACAAUCCAAAUAUCAAUUAUUAAUAAUAUUUAUAAUUCUAGACAAAAAAUAAGUUUAGCUCCUUAUAUUAUCAAUUAUCAAAAUGCAAUAAAAAAAUUUGCAUUAAAUGGUAUGAUCUCUAAUAGGAAUUAACUCAAAUUUGUCUUAAAUCAUAUGUUACUUAUAUUACAAAACUUCUUGAUAAUAUAAUACUUUUGGAAAUGGAUAUUCCCUUAACUCAAAUAUCAUUUAAUGAACAAAAUUGUUAAUUAAUUUUAGAAUUUUUAGAAAACCAUAAUACAAGUUAAUUAUAAAAAUUUAUUUGUAAACAUUAAAUUUACAGAAAGAUUAAAUAAAUUGAAUAAAAUUAAGUAAAUUUUAAUCAGAUCAAAUAAUAUUUAGAACAAUUAGAUUUGGGAUAAAAUAAUGAAGAUUGUAUUGUUGAUUUAAGGUAUAUUUUGAUUGAGUGUUCAGAUUCAUAACAAAAAGAUAUUGAAAUAUAUUCAUAUUUAUAAGAGGAAUGGAUUUUAGAUCAUUUAGAACAAGGGGAUACAAGUUUUUUAUAAGAUUUCAUAAAUUAGGAAGGUAUUUUCAGCUCCAAAUUAAUGAAAUAUAAUGAAAAACUAUAGAGAUUAGCAAAAUUGUCUAUUGAACAAAGUGUAAACUGGAGAAAUAUAAAAAAAAUAUUAAAAUAAGAAUAAUGA
This is a messenger RNA of Paramecium pentaurelia, 2814 nucleotides long. NCBI's taxonomy places the organism in Eukaryota, Ciliophora, Oligohymenophorea, Peniculida, Parameciidae. The record is from the annotation of a GenBank genome assembly.